Molecule: messenger RNA, 372 nt
Organism: Peronospora matthiolae
Lineage: Eukaryota; Oomycota; Peronosporomycetes; Peronosporales; Peronosporaceae
Source: the annotation of a GenBank genome assembly
AUGAUCGACGACUGCGUCGCGGUCAAGUAUCACCACAACGAAAAGACCAAGGGUAAAGAUGAAGUCGUGAUGAUAGAUCACCACGACCACGACCACGAGAACAAGAGUCUCGUCGUGAUGAAUGUGCUUCACCACGGCAAUGAGAACGAGAGCAUCGUGGCGAACGUGUACAACCACGGCCACGAGAACGAGAUAGUCGUGGUAGAUAUGCAUCACGACCAAGAGAAGGAGAGCGUCCUGAUAGAUCCACAUCACGACCUUGUGGACGAGAGUUGUGUCGCAGUAUUGACGCGUCACGAAAAUUGCGGUCUUCCACUUAUUCGAACUGAUUUCAUAACUUCCAAUCUAGAGCAGUUCAAAUUCGCUGAGUAG